Messenger RNA from Penicillium longicatenatum, 834 nucleotides. RefSeq lists its product as uncharacterized. The coding region runs from base 1 to 834 and encodes 277 amino acids. Gene Ontology annotation, cellular component: mitochondrion. The record is from RefSeq and is a predicted model, not a curated record. The transcript is spliced from 2 exons. Lineage: Eukaryota; Fungi; Ascomycota; Eurotiomycetes; Eurotiales; Aspergillaceae.
AUGCAACACCGGUCGGACGAACAGUUAUGGGAUAGUUCGCUUUUUCGUCGACUGGCGGGCGACAUUGGAUCCGCAGUAGCUUCUGCGACCUUAGUUGCACCAGCAGUGACGAUAAUAGACAGGGCCGUUGUUGAGAAAUCAUCUUUGAAUCAGUCCCUCUUCCAUGGGCUAAGGCGACAUUUGCUUCAAGCACUCAAAAGCCCCACGCGAUUCGUCUUCCAAGUACCAUUCGGCAUAAUCUGGUCCCUCUACGCAUCCACUUACAUCGUCGCGAAUGGCGCUGACACCAUUGGUACCAAGCUCAAAGCCUCUGGAACAGGGAUGAUCACAUUCGCAACAACAACUCUAGUGAACGUGCCAAUGGGCGUGUGGAAGGACAUCCGCUUCGCAAAAAUAUUCGGCACACAGACUUACGCACAUAAUGUUGAAAAGGUGCGACCGGCACUGGUACAGAAUCGUGGCGUUGCGAGAGCAGCCACAGCCAUUUUUCUCCUGCGUGACGGGGUCACCAUUUUCGGGUCUUUCACUCUUGCGCCGAAAUUGUCAGCUGCGAUUCCUGAUAGUAUCACUUCGCACCCGCAGGCAAAACCGAUUAUCUCGCAGUUGACGGUUCCGGUUUUGACUCAGUUUGUAGCUACGCCGUUGCAUUUGUUGGGGUUGAACCUUUAUAUGCAGCAGCAUGCUGUGCCGUUAGUUGAUCGAGUUGUGCAGUCGCAGAAAUAUCUGGCUUCUACGACUGUUGUGCGGUGUAUUCGGAUCCUACCAGCCUUUGGAUUUGGAUGUUUGGCGAAUUUGGAAUUGCGCUCAUUCUUGCAUAGCAAAUUGGAUGGAUGA